Molecule: messenger RNA, 306 nt
Organism: Pocillopora meandrina
Lineage: Eukaryota; Metazoa; Cnidaria; Anthozoa; Scleractinia; Pocilloporidae
Source: the annotation of a GenBank genome assembly
AUGUGUAGGACAUGCCGAGCUUACCACGCACGUAGGCGACGUUGUGUUUGUAUCUUGUUAAUGUUAGAAAAUCAAGUUAACCGUUGCUCUUCUAUUUGUAAAUCGAAGACGUCGAAGCAGCGAAAACACUGGAUUAGACCCGGGAGGACAUCACUUUGGUGCGACAAUUUUGUCAACAAUACUGUCGUGUUGAUUGAGUGGCGUGAAAACUUUCGAAUGUCCAAGGAGAGUUUCAUGAAACUGUGUGACAAGGUCAGACCUUUUCUGCAGAAACAAUCCGGCUACAAAUAUGAGAUCUGCAAUUAA